Molecule: messenger RNA, 678 nt
Organism: Plutella xylostella (diamondback moth)
Lineage: Eukaryota; Metazoa; Arthropoda; Insecta; Lepidoptera; Plutellidae
Biological process (GO): deoxyribonucleotide biosynthetic process
Molecular function (GO): oxidoreductase activity
Source: RefSeq, a predicted model, not a curated record
AUGCUGGAGGCCUUUGUAUCGCCGCAAGAACGUGACCAUUUGUUGCGCAACAUUGGAUCAAUCGCCAACUUGGACCAAAAGCUGGCCUGGGUGGCGCGCUGGACCAACCCCCGACUACCACUACCCGUCUUGGUCGCGGCCAUGCUUCUCAUCGAGCAGGUCUGGUUCAGCACCGCGUUCAACAUAAUCAAUUGGUUCCGAGUGAUCAACUCGCUGCCCGAAAUGGUAAAGGCCAACGAAUUUAUCAUUAGGAAUGAAAACUUGCACGGAGACUAUGCCGCCUACCUCAUGCGCAGGUACUUCAACUAUACAGAGAAUGGGCCCCUGCAGGAGCUGGUUGAGCUGAUGAUUGGGGAGGCGCGCGAAGCCGAGCUCGCCUUUAUUCGCGAGGUUACGAGACCGUUGGCCGACCUGGAGGGCAAUUGCAUGUACGCGGGGGUUCAGUUUCCAGUGCUGUACGACCACCUUGGGAAAACUAUUGGGACCGUGCGGGUGCAAUUGAAUGGCGACCGUGGCGGCGGCGGCGGCGGAAUUGGAUCCGGCCUGAACUUGUCCCUUCUCACGGCCCUCGGCGUGGGCAAGGACAACUUUUUCGAGUACCGUGCGCCCAACUAUCAGAAUUCCACGGCCGGAUCCGAGUCCAUUGCCGCGGCCGUAGAGCGUGCUUUCAAUGAAUAA